Molecule: messenger RNA, 1011 nt
Organism: Drosophila takahashii
Lineage: Eukaryota; Metazoa; Arthropoda; Insecta; Diptera; Drosophilidae
Gene: Gr9a
Product: Gustatory receptor 9a
Biological process (GO): male courtship behavior; sensory perception of taste; chemosensory behavior
Cellular component (GO): dendrite; neuronal cell body; membrane
Source: RefSeq, a predicted model, not a curated record
AUGUCGCUGUGGUUGGAACGCACUUUAACCGGUUACCUGCAGCUUUUUGGCCUGGUUUGCGGCUGGAGCGCCAGUCGCUUGGGCCGCCUCUUGGGCAGUACAUUCCUGGUCCUAAUACUAAUCGAACUGGCCACCGAAAUCGGUUGGUACUUUCGUGGUACACUGCCUUUCGAACAUUUGUCCUCGUACUUCUGGAAGACCAUCCAGGGCGUCAAUGUGACCUACAAAAUGGUACACACAUGGAUUGUCCUCACGGCCCUCUUCCAGUGUCAGCGGGUUCGACGUCUGCGGGAGCAACUGCCGCUGGUCAGGGCCACCACCUUUAUGUACCGCCAUCUAAUCCUGGAGGCAUUACUGGUCAUCUGCAAUCUAGUGCUGCUCUAUAUGGAGGACUGGGACCAGGAGAGCAUGCGAUAUGCCUUUAGCCUUCAGGCCGUGCGGGCUCGCUACUUGGAAAUGAUGCUGCUGGUGGAUCGGUUGGAUGGCCAGCUGGAGCAACUGCAUCGGCGAGUGAUCGACGGGUCGUCGGACUACAAGACGCUGCGAUCGGAAUAUGCCCAUCUGGCGAAAUUAUCGCGUUCGUUGUCGCAUCUCUUCGGGCUCUCGUUGCUCCUGCUGAACGUCCUUUGCCUGGGCGACUGGAUAAUCGUGUGCAAUGUGUACUUUAUGGUCCAAUAUCUGAAGGCAUUGCCUGCCACCUGGUUCAUCUUGGGCCAGACCAUGUACGUUGUGAUGCCUUCGCUCAUCAAGAUCUGGACCAUGUGCGCCGCCUGCCAUCGCUGUGUGGCCAAGUCCAAACACUUGCAGGAGCAACUGAAGGAUCGUCCGGGUCAGACACUCUCAGAAAGAAGUCAAAUCGAGGGGUUUGCCCUGCAAAUCAUGCAGGAUCCCAUACAAUUCGAUGUCUGCGGGAUCUAUCACCUCAACCUGCAGACUUUGGCGGGGAUGUUCUUCUUCAUUCUGGAGGCCCUCGUUAUAUUCCUGCAGUUCGUAUCGCUCGUAAGGCCGUAG